AUGCGAGCAAAACGUCCCUCUAAAUCCUACAAAAUGCUCCCUGUAAUCCCCGAGGACAGCAACCCCACCCAAGGCGUGCCGACAAACCGCAUGACCGAGGUACUCACAGCCCGUUUGUUGAGCCUCGCGUCGCUGCGAGCUUCGACACCGACGCCAACGGAGGAAAAGGAGUUGGAGCGGAGACAGCGGAAUGUGAAGCGCAAUUUGGCCAAAUUCAUGAGGGAUGAGCAGAAGUUAGAGGAUAGGAGAAUGAGAAGGAGAAAGGCGAGGAACAUGUGGGAGAGGGCGGGCCUGGGGAGUUGCUGGGUUUGA
Morchella importuna is the source of this 312-nucleotide messenger RNA. RefSeq lists its product as uncharacterized. The coding region runs from base 1 to 312 and encodes 103 amino acids. Lineage: Eukaryota; Fungi; Ascomycota; Pezizomycetes; Pezizales; Morchellaceae. The record is from RefSeq and is a predicted model, not a curated record. The transcript has 2 exons.